AAAAAUACGAUUUUUGGUUAUUGGGCGAGGCUGACUGAGACUCUCUCUUCCAGUUUGGACCGAUCGGAUCUGUAUCGUAUCGUCGACUCCGAGAGUUCAUCGCCAGCCGGUCCAAAGAGAACCCUUUACACAUUUUUCUUCACAUCAACCUUGGAAGAGGUCCGAGCAGCUUGCUUGCUGCUGGUUGUCAUGGCGGGAGCGCCGGCCCGAAGGGUAUCAGCUGCGUCAGCUCGGGCUCACACCCGGAAAGCUAAGCAGGGCGGCUCUUUCACCCCUUCAGGGAUUUUCAAGAAGCUAGUGUUGGUUGCAUCUUUUGGGAUUCUUGCUUGGGCAUAUCAGGCACUCCAACCACCUCAACCUAAAAUUCCCGGUUCUCCUGGCGGACCUCCAAUUACAGCACGGAGAAUAAAGCUCAGAGAUGGAAGACACUUAGCAUAUAAAGAACAUGGCGUGCCAAGAGAUAGUGCCAAGUUUAAGAUCGUGACUGUUCAUGGUUUUGGCGGUUGCAGGCAUCACUCACUCUCUUUAUCUCAGAAAGUAAUUGACGAUCUUGGAGUCUACAUUGUGUCUUUUGAUCGACCUGGUUAUGGAGAGAGUGAUCCUGACCCAAAACGAACAGUGAGGAGCAUUGCGUUAGACAUAGAGGAGCUUGCCGAUCAGUUGGCUCUAGGAACGAAAUUUUAUGUGGUUGGUGUGUCCAUGGGAGGACAGGUUGUGUGGAGCUCCCUCAAGCACAUUCCUCACAGACUAGCGGGAGCAGCACUGAUAUGCCCCGUAGUCAAUCACUGGUGGUCAGGUAUACCUGCAAACUUAUCGGCGCAAGUCUACAAGGAAUUGCUCCCUCAAGAUCAAUGGGCCCUACGGGUUGCUCACUAUGCCCCCACAUGGCUUACCUACUGGUGGAACACCCAGAAAUUGUUCCCUUCUUCAGCUGCCAUAGCCCGGCACCCUGAUGUUUUCUCUCCUGCGGACAAGGAAAUUUUAGCUAAGCGUGUCCCCCCGAAGGAACUCAUGGGCGUGCCUACGCAGCAAGGAGAGUACGAGUCCCUCCACCGUGACCUGGCGAUCGGAUUUGGUACGUGGGAAUUCAGCCCUGUAGAUCUAGAGAGCCCAUUCCCGAACAAUGAAGGGUCCGUUCACUUGUGGCAAGGAGACGAUGACAGGCUUGUCCCUGUAGCCACCCAGCGGUUCAUUGUCCAAAAGCUCCCCUGGAUUCAAUAUCACGAGCUUGCUGGUGCAGGGCAUGCCUUGUCAUUGGCUGAGGGGAUGCCCGAUCGCAUAGUGAAGGCCCUCUUGCUCGGAGAAACUGAUGGCUAGUUCUCGGGGUUUGGAGCCUCUACUUGUUAUUUUCUCAUUGUUUUGCUGUUCAUCCUGUAACAUGAAACGAGGGUUUUUGGUUUUUACCAUCAGUUUCUCUGCGGAUGCUUCUUGGGUAUUCAGGGCAGAGCUUACCAUGUCAGCUUAGUUUCGGACAUCUUGGCUGACGGUGGUACUUUUCCAAAAUUUUGGUGGCAAAUUUGCGGUUUGAAUGCAGUUACUGCAAGGACGACUUGAUGAAAACAACUUAUUGGAAUGAAUUCUAUAAAAUUCA
Messenger RNA from Punica granatum (pomegranate), 1591 nucleotides. Lineage: Eukaryota; Viridiplantae; Streptophyta; Magnoliopsida; Myrtales; Lythraceae. The record is from RefSeq and is a predicted model, not a curated record.